Olea europaea var. sylvestris is the source of this 1971-nucleotide messenger RNA. RefSeq lists its product as uncharacterized. Gene Ontology annotation, molecular function: zinc ion binding. The coding region runs from base 98 to 1633 and encodes 511 amino acids. The transcript is spliced from 8 exons. The record is from RefSeq and is a predicted model, not a curated record. Lineage: Eukaryota; Viridiplantae; Streptophyta; Magnoliopsida; Lamiales; Oleaceae.
UCUCUCUCUCUCUCUCUCUCUCACUCUCAAUAUACGCCUGCUCUUCCUUUAAGAAUUUUUAUGACAGUAGAGUGUGCUUAACAGUUUAAGUGGAGAUAUGAUGGAAAGUGAAGACAAGAACAAGUCCAUAACUGAGAUGGAUGAAAGAGAAGCUACAAUUUCAGUUCCUGAGGAAGAGAAAUCCUCCGGGAUAACAAGAGAAUCAUCAAACGUUAAACAUUGGAGGAAACAGAACCUUUUCUUGGAGAUACCUAGCAGAACAUUGGAGGUAUCCCGUCAAGAGUUUGUUCAAAUAAAGAUGGCUCCUACGCCGACUCCAACUCCAACUCCCACUCCCAAAAGAGUGAAUUUCCUUUUAACGCCUAGUCCUUCUGAUGCAAAAUUUAGUGGAUCUCCUUAUCCUUCAUCCAAAGCCAGACCAUCCAUCAAGAAUUUGCUGCCAAAACUAAGCUUCAAGUACCGAAGUUCUAAUUCCGAUAUAGAAAAGGCUGGCAACCUUGAUUCAGGUUUGUCAACUACCAGGAAGCAAGAUAGUCCAUCCAUAUUGAGGUCAUGGUCACCAACAAAAAUUUUCACGCCUCGCAUGAAGAGCACGACAUCCUUACCUGUAACUCCAAUUGUACAUUCAAAUCCAGACUCUGUCCGUGAUGGACAUAUAAACGGAUCUGCACCCCUUGAUACAAAAUUUGCACAGCGGCAUUUGUCUAGAUCACUUUCUGUCCCAGACCUCAACAAAGACAAAAGCACCCGGAAAAUUGAUUCCUUCUUUCGUGUGAUUCCCUCAACUCCUCGAGUGAAGGAUGGCAUUUCAGAAGUGUCAACGGUGACCACACCUGGACCAUCUGAGAAUAAUGAAGAUGAUGGUGAAGAUAUACCUGAAGAAGAGGCUGUUUGUCGAAUAUGCUUUGUUGAACUAUGUGAAGGUGGAGAAAUGCUCAAGAUGGAAUGUAGCUGCAAAGGUGAACUAGCUUUGGCUCAUCAAGAAUGUCUUGUAAAAUGGUUUAGCAUAAAAGGCAACAAGAUGUGUGAUGUUUGCAAGCAAGAAGUUCGAAAUCUACCUGUCACACUUCUGCGUAUCCAAAGUACUAUAAAUCGCAAUACUAGAACAACUAGCUUUCGACAUAUAGAAAUCAAUGGAUACAGAGUUUGGCAAGAAGUGCCGAUUCUUGUCAUUGUUGGUAUGCUGGCCUACUUUUGUUUUCUUGAGCAGCUCUUGAUUAAUAAGAUGGGUGCAAGUGCAAUAGCCAUAUCGCUUCCAUAUUCUUGUGUGCUUGGUCUUCUCUCAUCUAUGACCUCUUCAACCAUGGUAAAGAGAAGAUUUGUGUGGGUAUACGCAUCCGUUCAGUUUGCUCUCGUUGUUCUAUUUGCUCAUCUCUUUUACUCCUUGGUUCAUGUGCAACCAGUUUUAUCAAUUCUUCUCUCAACAUUUGUGGGUUUUGGUGUUGCAAUGAGUGGAAGUUCUAUGCUCGUAGAGUUCCUGAGAUGGAGAAGGCGUGGACGUGAUGUUACAAAUCAGAAUCAAAUGAGUAGCCAAGUAGUGUUAAAUCAGACUAGGUGGCCUCAAAUGAAUCAAACUGCAACGUCGUCUUAUCAAACAGAAGCAGAAAAUCCAGAAACGUUUAGCGGCAGAUGAUCAGAAUCAAAUCAACAAUCUGCAAACUGAAAGAGUUCUUGUAUUUAUACAAAGACGCGGUAGAUUUUUCAGUAUGUUUGCAUAUUGUUUGAUCUCUUCUUACUACGUUGAAAUGAAAAAUUAGAGACUAUAGGCCAAAAAUGAUCAUGCGCAAGUCUCAAAUUUUCUUUGAAGCUAAAGGUUUGGAAGGGGAGCAGGAAGAUUGCUAUCUGUAUUGGCAAUUACCCCACACAUUCUCCUGUAUUUACUAAUCCUAGCUUCUCUAGAUUAUUUACCUUGUGCAAUUUACUGUAUAUUUCAGAAAUUCAUCACUAUAGUCAAUAAUUUUAUACGAGGAA